Molecule: messenger RNA, 2965 nt
Organism: Prorocentrum cordatum
Lineage: Eukaryota; Dinophyceae; Prorocentrales; Prorocentraceae
Source: the annotation of a GenBank genome assembly
GCUGCGGCCGCAGCCGGCGGCCGCCCGCACCGCGCCGCUCCCGCCACCGGCGCAGGACGGGGGGCGGCGCCCGCCAUCGAGGACAGCGGGCGCCACUGCCUUCUUUGAGGGGCUGCCUGCGGAGCAACGGCAGGCCCUGCGGAGCGGGCUGGAGGCCACGCUCGAGCGUGGCCAGGAGCAGUUUUCGGCAUCGCCGCCGCCUUCGACGCCGCCCGCGCCUCUGCGCCACGGCUUGGGUCCAGAAGUGCCUCCUCCGAUGAACUUCGUCGAGGGGCUGUCCGCAGAGCAGCGGCAGGCGCUGAUGGCCAAGUUGGGUGCCGGCCUGCCCGGCGACCUGGACAUGGUGCGUGCGGGCGCCGAGCAGCACCUCUCCACUGUUGAGGCGUCUGGGCGGGGCCCUGCUCGGACAAGGAUCCAAUGUCGUGACGUGCACGAGCCAGUCUGCAGCGCGCACGAGCCUCCCUGCCCGAUUGGGCCGGGCACAGCAGUGUCACUUCCGUUGAAAUUGAUCGGGAAGUUGCCGGCGGAGCAGCGGCAGGUGUUGAUGGCUAAGUUGCAGGUUGGCUUGCCCCGUGACAUGGACAAGCUGCGGGAGGCCCUCACGUUGGACCCCUCUACUGUCGCGGAGACGUCCGAGGAGGGCCCCGAGCAGGCGACGGUCCAGAACUGGCCUCAGACAACACGUGGCCCCACUCUUGGCGUGCACGAGCCUCCCUACCCGACUGGGCCGGGCGCAGCUGUGCCACUUCCGCUGAAGUUCAUCAAGAAACUGUCGGCGGAGCAGCGGCGGCUCCUCAUGGCCACGCUGGAGGUGGGCCUGCCCCGCGACAUGGCAAGGCUGCGGGAUCGGGCCAGGCGGCACCCCCCCGGCGCCGCGGAGAUGCCCGAGGAGGGCCCCGCGUGGGCGAAGGUCCCGGACCGGCCCCAGGCGACGCGUGGCCCGGCUCCUACCGCUCGCGGGCCGCCCUGCACCGCGGGGCCACCGCCCUCGCUGAAGUUCCUCGAGGGCCUGUCUGCAGAGCAGCGGCGGGCGCUGACGGCCAGGCUGGAGGCGGGCCUGCCCGCAGACGUGGAGAGGCUGCGGGACCUCGCUGCGCACUCCCCGUGGCCCCUCCGCGGAGCAGCGGCAGGCGCCGCGGAGGGCCAAGCUGGAGGCCAGCUUGCCCGACGACGCUGACACGCUGUGGGAUGGCGCCGAGCGGGACCUCGCCGCCGCCGCGGGCGCAGCUGCGAAGGGCCCCGUGCGGGCAGAGAUAGUUACGCCAGACGCCGCGCCGCCGCAGUCUGCUCGGCGAGGCACCGCCGGCGCACGAGGCACUGCCCUCGGCAGCCCGCCGGAGAUUCUGGGACGUUGGCCGUGCCAACGCCGAGCUGGUGCUCGCGCGCAUAUUGUGGCGAUCACAGCGAGCCCCCGCCCCGCGCGCCGAGCCGCGCCGAGCCGCCAGCGAGCUGUGGGCGCUCUCCCCUCACCCUGUGCCCUGUGCGCGGGACUUGCUUCACCGUCGCUGUCGCUGCCGAGCCGCGUCACGUGCACCACGCGCUGGCGUGUUCCUGGGCUCUCCAUCUGGCACGGAGUGGCAGCCUCGGGCCGCCGAUUUGGAGGAGGAGGAACCUGAGGAACUCCAGGCGAGCUGCCCAGGCCUUGCGGGGGCCCCCACGCGCGCACCGGCAGCCCGUCCCGGACCUUUUGUCCGGCGACCUCUUCCUGGAAAGCCGGCGCGCAGAAGGUGGCCCUCCAGCGGACGGGCCAGGCAGUCCCCCGUCCCCGCUCGCUGGCCCAGAGCUCUCCCCCCGCUCGCGGGGUCACGGCGCGCACCCUCUGCCCUGUUGCUCCCUGAUGGCUUCGAAGGCACGUCGAGGGAGACCCGGUCGGGUGGCGACCCCAAGUGCGCCGCCGCGUUCUUGUCGCGUUUUUCCCCUCUUCGCGAAGGAAUGCCUGCCCCCGCUGCCAGGACAUGCGCCUGUCGCCGCGCCGUUUGUUCCGACGCGCGGCCUUAACGUCUCGGCGAGGGCGCCGCGGCCACCAGGGCACGGUAGCGUCGGCUCUUUGGUCGCGUCGAGAACACACGGCGCGGCGACACUUAUUGCCCGUUCCCUCUCUCUAGUGCAUGUCUUCAGGUUUCAGGUAUGUACGUGCACAUUGUGUGAAAGUAUGGUUGCCAAUCGCAAUCGAUUGCAGAUGGCACUUCUGCCGAAAACCGUCCCCACGGAAGGCCCGAACAGAAAUGGGCACCCAGCGUCUACGCGCUUCCGUGCUGACGAUGGUGGCGGCUGUCGGCGCCGCAUGUAUUAAAUAUCUUGCAGAUGCGCCGCAAAUCAUCCGCUUUGGUGGACUGAAUAUGCGCCGCAAAUCAUCCGCUGGUGGAGGCCAGCCGCAUCUGGACGUGUGCGUACAUGUGAGCAAAGGGCGGACUAGAUCUCCUGUUUCCCUUGCUCCUCCCUCUGCUCAACGAUGCUGCUCAACGAUGCUGCUCCCCCUCCCGCCAGGCAGACAGCGUGCGCGCGCCUGCAUCGUUCUAGCCACUUGCUUGUAGCAUGCGCUUGUGCACGCCCAGCCCCUCUUGCUCUGCCACCCCUGCCCCGGUCCCAGACAUCGCGUCCUGGAAAAUUCAGGAUGGAGGUUUUCACAGUUUUCGGCCUCUGAGGCCCUCGCGGGGCCCCAGGACCGUUCAAAAGCGAUUCAGAAUGAAAAACCCGCCCCAGGGAACGGUCCGGGACUUCCGGAGACCGCGUCUGGAAAAAGUCAGGACCUUGCAUGUCGUGGGGCCCUCCUCUCCGAGGACCCUCACCGAGGUCCGACUUCUGUUCCAGGGAGGCGAUUACACAGCAAUCGCCUCCUGCUCCUCUGUGUCGGUCAGCCUGCUGGCAGAGCGCGGCGCGCACUCUUCGGCGGUUGCUUUUCAGACUGAGGACUUGCGCAGUGCAGCUCGGGGCUCGAUGGUCCCAGUAUCGUUCCAGAGAAAAC